Molecule: messenger RNA, 2628 nt
Organism: Amphibalanus amphitrite
Lineage: Eukaryota; Metazoa; Arthropoda; Thecostraca; Balanomorpha; Balanidae
Product: innexin inx2-like
Exons: 4
Coding region: 146-1297 (383 amino acids)
Biological process (GO): phototransduction
Cellular component (GO): gap junction; plasma membrane
Molecular function (GO): gap junction channel activity
Source: RefSeq, a predicted model, not a curated record
AGUCGUCCCGAGCGCAGGCACCUCGCUGCUCCGAUAACGGGCCCUCUCCGCGUUCUGUGACUGUAUACUGUAACUGCUGUAACCGCGAGAGCUUGGCUCUCUGUGCCGCCCCGGUCGAGGCGCAACCCGCCACCCCGGCCUCACCAUGUUGGAAGUCCUGAAGCCAAUGAGCACGCACCUGAAGCUCUCCACGAAACCUCGUGGAGAGGGUUCGGUGUUCAAGCUUCACUAUCGCGCCACCUUCGUUUUCAUCAUGGGCUGCUGCAUCCUGGUGACGGCGACCCAGUACAUCGGAGACCCAAUUGAGUGUAUGCCGGACAAAGACUCGAUCCCGCAGAAAGUCAUCGACACCUACUGCUACAUCACGUCGACCUACACGAUCCCGCGCUACUACGACCAGAAGGUUGGCGUCGGAGGUGUCCCGCACUGGGGUCUCGGUCCGGAGCUUCCUGAAGAUGAAAUCAUCUAUCACAACUACUACAUCUGGGUGCCGUACAUGUUGUUCAUCCAGGCGAUCUCCUUCUACAUCCCUCACUGGGUGUGGAAAGCGGUGCAGACAGACAAAGUAUACACAGUCCUGAUGGGUCUCGACAGUCAGUCUCUGGAUGAAACCGAGAAGAAGGACAAGGAACGGCUGUUGGUGAAUUAUCUAGAGCUUCACUUGCACACGCACAACAUUUGGGCGGCCAAGUACAUUUUCUGUGAAAUCCUGAGCUUCGUCAACGUUCUAGUGCAGAUCAGCAUCACGAAUGCGUUCCUCGGCGGCGAGUUUAGCGAGUAUGGCCCUAAGGUGGUGCGGUUCCUCUGGGCGGACCCUGAGGACAGGACGGAUCCCAUGUAUGCGGUGUUUCCCCGUGUCACAAAGUGCAAGUUCUGGAAGUACGGUCCCUCUGGCACCGUGCAGAAGCAUGAUGCACUCUGCGUGCUGGCGCUCAACAUCAUCAACGAGAAGAUCUACGUCAUGCUCUGGUUCUGGCUGGUCAUCCUCUCCAUUCUCAGCGGACUGGCGCUGUUGUACCGCCUUCUCACCAUCUUUUCGUCGUCAACUCGUGCGCGUCUGCUGCGUCAGCAUGGCGGAGUUCUCGGACCGAACACGGAGACCACGCGCGACACCGUCGACCGGCUAAUCCCCCGGUUCCAGUACGGAGACUGGUACCUGAUGCACAGUCUCGGCAAGAGCAUGGGCAACCUGACGUUCACCGAUGUCCUGAAGGCGCUGGAAAAGCAGCUGAGCCGCUCCUCUCCUGAUGAUGACGAGAAGACCCUGCUGCAUGGAAAAGCCUUCUCCAGUGUGUAGGGUGCCAGAGCUCAAAGUGCAUGGUAUAGAUAUAAGAAAAGGUUUUAUGCAUAGCCUGAUGCUCAUAGCAUAUUGUAAAGUUUAAAUGAAAUUGAGAAUGAUAUUUCGAACACUGGGUCCUCACCAGAUUCGAAUCUGGUGAGGACCCAGUGUUCGAAAUAUCAUUCUCAAUUUCAUCUAAACUCUACAAUAUGUUAUGAACAUCAGGCUAUACCUACUUAAAAGUUUUUUUUAUAUCUUUACUUCUAAACAUGCUCAGCAAUAGCACCUCCAUCCUUUAAAGUGCAUGGAUAAAUAAUUGUUUUAGUGAAAGGACCUUUUUCAAUUGUCAGUAUUAUUAGGAAUGUGAUAUACCUGCACUUUAAUACAUGAUUUUUAAAUUGGAUUUUGAGAUUUACUUUAAAGGUAGUGUGCCAGCUUUCCUGGACCAUAUGGAGUUAAUGACCCGGAUAAGGAGAACCGGAUUUUUAGAACUUAUCCAUACCUUCAAAUCUCAUGGAAACGUCUUAAAUUCUUCAAAUUUUGAGUACCCCAGUGCGAAAUUCGCCCCGACGGGCUGUCGGCCGUACCCCAACCACAUUUCACACCACUAUGAACAAUAAAUGCACACACUAAAAUCGCUAUUACCGAUAGGCUCAUCCAAUCAAGUUUCGAUAAACCCGUUCAUCAUCAUCUCCUGCGGUUUCGAACACGCCUGUUAGGUGGCUUCUGCUCAUACUUUGUGGUGCGGUGGUGGUGCGUCGGGCCGCGCGCUCUGACUUCGGCCAAGCAAAAUGCGUCAGCUGAUCGUUGUCAUUUCUGCCACUUUCGUGCGGUGAGAUGGGGUCAUAACUUAAGAGACGGCUGUUUCAUAUCAAUUAUUUUACAAAAAAAUCAUAUUUCAAACCAUAAAUUAAUGUUCGACAGCCAAAUUAAAGAAACAAUACCAAUACAGGCUUACAGUUUAAGUUCGACAUUGUGUUGUCUACGAUUGGACAGCUGAUAACUCAUUCCCGUACGUCGUAACUAUAAUGACCUUUGCUUAUUGUCACAUGUGCGCCGCAUUCACGAUUGUUGCCGACGCCUGUUUGCAAGUCGGCCCACUACAGUUGUUAUACAUAUCGAAAAACCGAUAAACUUUUAGGCGAAAAAAGCACUAUUCCAGGCCCAUUUUUGAUUUUUUUUUUGCGAUAUAAGGUAAAAACAGAAGCUUCUUAUCCUAGGAAAAAUAAAAUGGGAAAUCAUUGGAAGGUGGCACACUACCUUUACCUAAGUAUUUUCACAAUGCAUCGAAAAUCUACUGUUUAUUUGAGACGUGACUAAUCAUUCAAUAAAUCGCAAUCGAAUCAAUC